Messenger RNA from Acanthamoeba castellanii str. Neff, 3207 nucleotides. RefSeq names its product Phosphatidylinositol-3,4,5-trisphosphate 3-phosphatase. Gene Ontology annotation, biological process: dephosphorylation. Gene Ontology annotation, molecular function: phosphatidylinositol-3,4,5-trisphosphate 3-phosphatase activity. The coding region runs from base 1 to 3207 and encodes 1068 amino acids. The record is from RefSeq and is a predicted model, not a curated record. Gene Ontology annotation, cellular component: cytosol. Lineage: Eukaryota; Discosea; Longamoebia; Acanthamoebidae. The transcript is spliced from 8 exons.
AUGGACAAGAUCUGGCGUAAUGAUGGCGAUGACGUGGCCACCUUCCUGUGGUUCUAUCACGCCAAGCACUUCAUGGUCUUCAACCUGAGCGGUGAGGAGUACGACUAUGCCAAGUUUGACAACAGGGUGCUCGACUUUGGCUUCCCCGACCACAGCGCGUGUCCGUUGGCCCUCCUCUUCCAGAUCGUGGAGGCCAUGAAGAAGUGGCUGAGCGAAGACGAGGAGAACGUGGCCGUCGCGGCGCUUAAAUUCUUUGCAGAGGCGCGAUCGGCCACGGCCGCCGGAGUGCUGACACCCUCGCAGAUCCGCUAUGCCCACUACGCCAACGAGAUCUACAGAGGUCGGAUAGACCCUCCCUUUGCCAAGGAACGACCACUCGUCUUGAAGAAGAUCGUCAUCAGCCCCUUCCCCGUCAUCCCUGACGCAGACGACGUGCAGCGGAUGGGCGGCUGGGAGCCGGUGAUCAAGGUGCUCACGCUGCAGGGUCACCACAAGGAGAAGAACAACGAGCGCCUCCUCUAUUCUUCGGACUACCACCCGACCAAGCUCUACUACAGCAAACCGGGGAACAUCCGAGUUGUGAGGUGGCACCGAAUCCUGUGCGAUGCGCCCGUUCUCAGGCUGUGUUGUGUUGCGGCCACAAGGGAGGUGGACAACGGGACGGUGAACCAGGAGAAGGAGCGGAUACGCAGCAAGCUGAAGCAAAGAGAGAAGAUCGUGGUCGACAUUACCAAGGGCUGCUUCGUGCGGGGCGACAUCCAGCUCAAGUUCUUCCACCAGGCCAGCAGCCGCAUCAGCUUCGCGCGCAUCCUCAAGAGCGGCUACCUCAAGCCGGUCGAGGUCCUUUCUACCGCCCUGUCCAAGAAGUACCCCUACAUCUGCCUGUUCCGGCUCUCCUUCCACACGUCGUUCGUCGGGCGACAGCUCAACGAGAUCAUCGCCAAGCAGCAGCGCGAAAGCGGCGGCGGGGCCGUGACGACCGAGAGCAUGGGUGAAUCCUACGACGGCGGCAACGGCACCGUGUCGUGGACCCUGCGCAAGGAGGAGCUCGACGCCAUGUUCUCCGGCCCGGCCCACACCAAGAUGCUUCCAGACGACUUUGCGAUCAAGCUCGUCUUUGGCUACCCUGACGCCUCAGAUGAUACGCCCGGACUCCGUUCUUCGACAUCGCCCGCCUCUUCUUCUUCCUCCUCACCAUCGUCGUCGCCAUCUUCAUCAGCGAAUGCUUCGUCGAUGCGUGGCUCGGGUGGAUCGCGAUCGACGCCCAACCUGCCGCCGCUCCCGGCGCUGCCCUCUGUUGACGGGGCCACGUCGGCCGUGGCCUCCCUCGCCCUGUCGCCGCGCGGCCCCGAACAGCGGGAGAAGCUGGCCCAGCGCCGCACGGGUGACGGCCGCCCGAACGCCCGAGCUACCGUCAAUUUCUCCGGCGGCGGCAAGUACAAGGAGGCCGAGCACCAGCCACCGUCCUCGCGAGGCCAGCGCGGCACCAUCUCCUAUUCCUCCAUCAAGCGGCAUGCCACAGGACCCCUUCAGAAUGAAAGAAAGGCGCAGGAGCGGUCGAUCGAUUUUGAGGACAUCUUCUUGAAGACGCCUACUCCGUCUUCUACGGCUUCGUCGCGGGACCACUCCGAGCAACGCAUAUCUGAAUCGACCGAGCCCACGUUCCCACCGGCCUCGGCGAUGCGCCGCCGCAGCUCUCUGCCGUCCAACUCGGCGCAGCAUGCCGCCGACGCUGCAGCUGAGACGGCCGCCGUGCAUAAAAAAUCGGUCACCCCGUCGCCCCCGAGGCCCAACCCUUCCGCCAGGCCCGACGCGCCCACCCAGACGCGCGGCUCUUGGCAGCCACCGGCCGAGCGUGAUGUGAGCCCGACGCAUCGCGUCGAAAUCAUGACUUCCACGCCAGCACUCACGAGUUCUCUCCACUCGCCGCUCCGCCCCACGCCACCGUCUUCCUCCUCCUCCUCCUCCUUCUCCUCGUUGCCGCAGUUCUCUACCUCCCCGCCGGCCUCGAUGACGCCACCCGGCUCAGGAGGGUCCAUGUCGAGCAACGGGCAGGCCACGGCCUACGCCUAUCCGCCAUCGGCCAUUGCCGCAGCUGCGGCCAGCCACAACCGACAGUCGCUGCUCCAGUCCUACCCGUCGACGCACCCCGUCCUCACCCCGACGCCCGCCGGCCUCGUGGCGCCCGUCUCCGCUCCGGCCCACACCGCGGUGCCCUCGCCGGCCCACACCGCGGUGCUCACGCCUACGCCAUCGCUCCCGGCCAUGGGCGGAGGCGGCCCCCCGCCGACCCACCCCCACUCCGCCCCCGCGCAAUUCGUUGCUGGCGCCGGUGACGGCAGCGGCAGCGCCCAGCUUCACAUGCCGCUCACGCCCGUGUCUGUCCGGCCUGGCGCCAGCAACCCGCCGCAGCCGCAGCCGCUCAACAACUCAUCGGGCGUGUCACCGGUGCGCGCGAGCAUGGCCGUGGGCCAUGGCCACGUCCCGCUUCAGCCCACGCCCGCUACGCUCGGCAACGGCAGCGGAAACAGCCAUGGCAAUGGCAAUGUCGGCCAGCUCCCGUCCUACGCUCAUCACCCCCAGCAGCCGCAGCCGCAGCACCAGCAGCACUUCUUCGCGCUGCAUGCGCCGCUGCAGCCGGUGCCGGUCCUGCAUCAGGACUUCACCAGUCGGCUGCCGCCCGUCCGCUUUCCGCCGGCGUCAUCGGCACAGGCCAUCGACGAGGCCCAGCGCGAGCGCAUCCGACAGCAGAUCAUCGCUGAGCGGCAGCGCGCGCUCUAUCCGCAGCAGCCGCAGACGCAGCCGUCACAAACGCAAUCGCAGCCUCAAUACCACCAACCACUGCAGCCCGAGAGAGCCCGGGACCAGAGCAACGCCAACGCCGCCAACACCAUCAACAUGGAGAGGCGGAGGCAGCAGGAGGACGAGCGGACGCGGCGAGACAGCUGGGAACGCGAACGAGCGGCCGCGGCGGACAGGGGCCGGGGCCGGGGCGGAGAUGAUGGAGGAGACGAUCGCGAUGACCGACGAGAUCGAGGAGGAGGUGGACGAGGAGGAGACGGUCGAGGAGGUGGAAGAGGAGGAGGCGAUGGGCGGCCGCGAGGCGGGGCGAGAGGCGGCGGCGGCGGAUCAGGAAAUGGGGGUCGGGGAGGACAACCACCUGCGGCCAGUCCGCGACGCACCUAUCACAUCUCCGAGAUGUUGUGA